GCAUAUAAAUACGUGUGGGUCGCGCCAUCCUGUAGAGUACGGCUGCGGCGGAGAAAGAGGCUUACGCUGUUGGGGAGUGACGUACAAGGCCUAAGACUUCAACAUGCAGAUCUUUGUGAAGACCCUUACUGGCAAGACCAUCACCCUUGAGGUUGAGCCCAGUGACACCAUUGAGAAUGUGAAGGCAAAAAUCCAGGACAAAGAAGGUAUUCCUCCUGACCAGCAGAGGCUGAUCUUCGCUGGCAAGCAGCUGGAAGAUGGACGCACCCUGUCUGACUACAACAUCCAGAAGGAAUCCACCCUCCAUCUUGUGCUGCGUCUGAGAGGUGGCAUGCAGAUCUUUGUCAAGACCCUUACGGGCAAGACCAUCACCCUGGAAGUUGAGCCCAGUGACACCAUUGAGAACGUGAAGGCCAAGAUCCAGGACAAGGAAGGCAUUCCCCCUGACCAGCAGAGGCUGAUCUUCGCUGGCAAGCAGCUGGAAGAUGGGCGCACCCUGUCUGACUACAACAUCCAGAAGGAAUCCACCCUCCAUCUUGUGCUGCGUCUGAGAGGUGGCAUGCAGAUCUUUGUCAAGACCCUUACUGGCAAGACCAUCACCCUUGAGGUUGAGCCCAGUGACACCAUUGAGAACGUGAAGGCCAAGAUCCAGGACAAGGAAGGCAUUCCCCCUGACCAGCAGAGGCUGAUCUUCGCUGGCAAGCAGCUGGAAGAUGGACGCACCCUGUCUGACUACAACAUCCAGAAGGAAUCCACCCUCCAUCUUGUGCUGCGUCUCCGAGGUGGCAUGCAGAUCUUUGUGAAGACCCUGACUGGCAAGACCAUCACCCUUGAGGUUGAGCCCAGUGACACCAUUGAGAAUGUGAAGGCAAAAAUCCAGGACAAAGAAGGCAUUCCUCCUGACCAGCAGAGGCUGAUCUUCGCUGGCAAGCAGCUGGAAGAUGGACGCACCCUGUCUGACUACAACAUCCAGAAGGAAUCCACUCUCCAUCUUGUGCUGCGUUUGAGAGGUGGCAUGCAGAUCUUUGUCAAGACCCUGACUGGCAAGACCAUCACCCUUGAGGUUGAGCCCAGUGACACCAUUGAGAAUGUGAAGGCAAAAAUCCAGGACAAAGAAGGCAUUCCCCCUGACCAGCAGAGGCUGAUCUUUGCUGGCAAGCAGCUGGAAGAUGGGCGCACCCUGUCUGACUACAACAUCCAGAAGGAAUCCACCCUCCAUCUUGUGCUGCGCCUGAGGGGUGGCUGUUAAGUUAUUUUGCACCUUGCUUAACAGUGGGAUUGCCAAUAGCACACGUGUUUGCCCUGUAGUUCUGUAAUGUCUUAAGUUAAAUGCAGGGUUAAAGCAAGCUAAAAUAUCUGCUGAACAACUGAAAUGCUAAUAAAGUUUUCUGUUGCACAUUACAA
Messenger RNA from Melopsittacus undulatus (budgerigar), 1404 nucleotides. It is a transcript of the gene UBB, whose product is annotated as ubiquitin B. Lineage: Eukaryota; Metazoa; Chordata; Aves; Psittaciformes; Psittaculidae. Gene Ontology annotation, molecular function: protein tag activity; RNA binding; ubiquitin protein ligase binding. The coding region runs from base 104 to 1249 and encodes 381 amino acids. The record is from RefSeq and is a predicted model, not a curated record. The transcript has 2 exons. Gene Ontology annotation, biological process: modification-dependent protein catabolic process; protein ubiquitination. Gene Ontology annotation, cellular component: nucleus; cytoplasm.